Limulus polyphemus (Atlantic horseshoe crab) is the source of this 1001-nucleotide messenger RNA. RefSeq lists its product as uncharacterized. The transcript is spliced from 3 exons. The record is from RefSeq and is a predicted model, not a curated record. NCBI's taxonomy places the organism in Eukaryota, Metazoa, Arthropoda, Merostomata, Xiphosura, Limulidae. Bases 57 to 707 code for a protein of 216 amino acids.
UGUUAAUAGAAGACUUAUGGUUACUGAAACGUGCUCUAAGAGUGGUUUGGCAGAAAAUGGCCUCGCUCCAUGAAUUAAUUGUUGGAAUCAUGUUUUGUUUGUUGGUGUGUACAGCAGGUUUACGAUUUAAGAGGGAAGAUUGCUUGAUGGAGCGAUCUGAAAGGGUAGUACGAUAUUUCAAUAAUAUCAUGAACAGUAUUAGCUCCAAUAUACCAGAGACAAAAUGUUGUUUCGAUAUGCCUCGUGAUCUGGACCAGUUCCAAUGCCAAGAAUGUGUAGUAGAGAACAUGCAGACACUAACCCUUACAGAGAAACAACCUAUAGAAUGCAGUGGAACAAACAAUACUAUUUCUUUUAAGAUGAAACUUAAAGAACCAAAGAUCACGUGUGACUGCGAUGCUCGGUUACUAUUUCAACGUAGGAAAGGAGUGAUUAAUUUUCAGUUUUCAGAUGUAGAAGCUAGUGGUCAGCUCGUUGUAGACCUAAAAAAUGCUGCAAGUCCUGCGGUGAAAACAACUAUGUCCAUAUCUUCUAUCAACAGACCUCGCAUCACUGUCCGAGAGUGUGCAAUCUGUCGUUUUCGGCAACCUUUGCUGAAUAUGUUUAGUUCUGGAAGAGGCAGAAGGAUGGUGUCACAACAACUGAAGACUAUUCUGGAAGAAGUAGUGGAGGAGAAAGCUCAAGAUUUCAAAACACUCUUGCUGUGAGCCACUAAAACUAAAAGAUAAGAAAGAUUGAAGUUAUAAGAUUUUUACUGUAGACAAAAGAUUACUUGGUUAGUUGUACUUGCUGCAAGAAUAAUUUAGUAUUUAAUUUUUCCUCUGGAAUUUUUUAAUACCAUUUGAAUUAAUAUUGCAGCUAUUAGAAACAUUUUUGAUAGCUCACAAAAACAAGACUCAAAAUAAGGAUAGAAAUUUAUAAUACUUUAAUAAGUUUUACAAUUGAUCAAAAAUCACUAUUAUGCAGUUUCUUAAGGAAAAAUAUACAACUGUUUUAUUUCU